Prunus avium (sweet cherry) is the source of this 1061-nucleotide messenger RNA. RefSeq names its product RAB GTPase homolog C2B (gene RABC2B). Gene Ontology annotation, molecular function: GTPase activity; GTP binding. The record is from RefSeq and is a predicted model, not a curated record. NCBI's taxonomy places the organism in Eukaryota, Viridiplantae, Streptophyta, Magnoliopsida, Rosales, Rosaceae.
CUCCAAAAAGAUAGAAAGAUGCCCAUUGGCACCAUUACCACCUUUCCUCUUUUUUUUCUCUCUCUCCUCUCUCUCUCUCUCUCUCUCUCUUCUCUUCCAGCCUUAUAUGCAUUUCUUUCACUGUACUUUUCAGAUAGAACAGACAUUGAUACUUUAGAAAAAAAAGCUCUAAUCAUCACCAUCACCAUCACCAGAGAGAGAGAGAGAGAGAGAGAGAGAGAUAGAAACACAGAAGAGUGAUCAAAUGGGUUCUUCAGGGCAGAGCAGUAACUACGAUCUGUCAUUCAAGAUCUUGUUGAUCGGAGACUCUGCCGUCGGCAAAAGUAGUCUUCUUGUUAGCUUCAUCUCCAACUCUGUUGACGAUCUUGCCCCCACCAUUGGUGUGGAUUUUAAAAUCAAGCUGCUCACUGUAGCUGAGAAGAGAAUUAAGAUGACAAUUUGGGACACAGCUGGACAGGAGAGGUUCAGAACAUUAACAAGCUCUUACUACAGAAAUGCACAAGGAAUCAUUCUUGUGUAUGAUGUGACUCGGAGAGACACCUUUACCAACUUAUCAGAUGUAUGGGCUAAAGAAGUGGAGCUCUACUCAACUAAUAAGGACUGUGCCAAGAUGCUUGUUGGAAAUAAAGUCGACAGAGAAUCUGAAAGGGCUGUAAGUAGAGAAGAGGGGCUUGCUCUUGCAAAAGAUCUUGGAUGUUUGUUUCUUGAAUGUAGCGCUAAAACUAGAGAAAAUGUGGAGCAAUGCUUCGAAGAGCUAGCAUUAAAGAUAAUGGAAGUUCCUAGUCUCCUGGAAGAAGGUUCAACUGCAGCAAAGAGAAAUAUUUUGAAGCAGAAACAGGAAAAUCAAGCACCUCCUAGCAGCGGUUGUUGUUCGUAAAAUGCCGCCAUUUGCAUUGCACCUUAUAUGAAGCUUGACUCACAUCAUGAACAGAUCAUGUAUAUGUAAUUUCCAUUUUUUUUCCUCUUACUGCUGGUGUCUAGUUAUUGAGUUGCAUAAUUGUUUGUUUCAUUUAAAAUAGACAAAUUGCCACUCAAAUAGCAUUCAUAUUAGCUUGUGUAAA